AUGGCAGUAGAUUCCGGAUAUGGCCUGGACGAAGAGAUUCCUGAUUGGGAGUCCAUGGCUGUGGGGGUGGAAGCCCUAAGAAGAGGCGAGAAGGACUUUGAACCAGAACAAACAGAAGAUCAAUCUUCUAAGUUAGAAAAGGCAAGAAAUGCAAUGUACAAUGCUCUCAAAGCACCCAGAGGUCAUAGUAUUAAGCAGAGACUCUUUGCGGUGUAUUUGGAAGGAGAAAGCGAACAAGAUGGGAAAGUAUUUGUUCCUUAUCCCCGAGGUAACUACUUCAAAGAUAUGGGCAAGUCUAAGAACUAUUUAGGACUACAGGGUGGUAUGAUCUUGAGUAAUUGGGAGACCCUUUACUUGGUUGAAAGAGGGUCUAUGGUUUGUUAUUACGGUAAUGUCGAUUAUAAGCUGUAUCUCGAGGGUCAGAGUGAGCCACUCAUUGAUAAGAACGAGAAGAAGGAACCAUUUGAUUAUGAUUCUUUGAUACUUCUUUCUGUUCAACAUUUGCAGAAAUUGCUUUGUUCUUCUCCAAUGAUGAUAGAGAAGUACCAAACUUAUUCCUAUUUGAAGCGAUUGGGUUAUUUGAUUCUUGAAUAUCAACCUUUAGAGAAAUAUAGGCAACAACAGCAGAAGCAACAGUUCAACUUUGUUCAAUGCUUAAAAUAUUGUCUCUUUGGUAGUGACGCAAAGCUGUUGUAUAAUCCCAAAGAACACUAUUUCACAUACACAUCAGUGUUCCAAUCGCUUAUUUUCAUAAGACACUAUUCGUUAUUUGACAGUCAAAGGGAAUGUUUCGUCAGCAGCUCCAAGUAUAAGAUAGACUUUUGUUGUUGGAAACCAACUCCCAAAUUCUCCAAGAAAGAUCCUCCAGUUCCUGAUUUCCAGAUUAGUGUGGUUAAUAUCAAUAAAACUCCAUUUCCAACAUUGAAAGAUAUCCAAUCUCUUCAUAAUCAAAUCAACUACUUGUUUGAAUCGGAAGAAGUGCAAGUGCAAGGACCCAAAAAGACAUCUAAUAAAAACUUUAUCAGCAAAAGAGAACAAUCUAUGAAGGGGUUCUAA
Messenger RNA from Lizanozyma spartinae, 1056 nucleotides. RefSeq names its product tRNA splicing endonuclease subunit (gene SEN54). Lineage: Eukaryota; Fungi; Ascomycota; Pichiomycetes; Serinales; Debaryomycetaceae. The transcript is spliced from 2 exons. The record is from RefSeq and is a predicted model, not a curated record. Gene Ontology annotation, biological process: tRNA-type intron splice site recognition and cleavage. Gene Ontology annotation, cellular component: tRNA-intron endonuclease complex. The coding region runs from base 1 to 1056 and encodes 351 amino acids.